GAUUUCCCGAUUGAUUCAAACGGACUCUUUCUCAUUAGUAUGGUAUAAUUCUUAUCACGCAUUCUCUUUUUUUUUUUGGUUGAUGGUUGAUUUCAUCAGGGCAAAGUGGGGAUGGGAUGCCGGAGAAUUUUUUUUGAAACGCAUCAUUCAACUCGAUCAUCUCAGGAAGCUGUGUUCUAAUUUUAGAUUGCUUUUAGGUAGAAAUCAACAUUUGCCCAAUGUUCAGGUACCCGGUAUGAAGAUCGUUUCGGCUUUAGUCUCUUGGCGUAGCCAAGUCAUAGACUAGUGUCAUUCGGUCGCGAUUUGUCUAUAUAAACCGGUCGUUUGUCUCCACGAAAUUCGAAUCUUCAUCCCAACAAACAACAAAAAACCACUUCUCUUAUCACAACUAUGAAAUACACUACCUUCACCUCUUUGAUCGCUCUCUUCGCCGCUGCUUCUACCGUUCAAGCUGCCCCUCAGCAACCCGCUGGUGGUGGUGGUGAUGCUGGUGCUGCUCCUUCUGCCGGUGGUGGUGAACAAGGUGGUGGACAAGGUGGCCAAACCGGUCCUGUCUCGAUUACACAGCCUACUCAGGGUACUACCUGGCCCGCCGGUUCUUCUCAAACUGUUACAUGGCAGAAGCCUCAAUCCAACAUUGACAAGCUUGUCAUCAACUUGAUGAAGGGUGAUCCCAACGCUUUGCAAAUGGUUCAAGCUUUGGCCAAGGACAUUGAUGCUUCCAAGGGUUCUACCAAGGUUGAUAUCCCUAAGAACGUGACUUCCGGUUCCGACUACUCCUUGGCUGUUGGCAAGGACCCCAGCCAAAUGGCUUACAUUGGUGGUUUGACCAUUGGUGAUAAGGGUAGUGCUUCAUCUUCCGGUGACAGCUCUUCCUCUUCCGCGGCUCCUUCGGGUGAUUCCAGCUCUUCUGGUGGUUCUGGUGCUGAUGCUUCGGCUGGCGGUGCUGGUGGCGAUGAUGCUUCCGCUGGUGGUGCUGGCGGUGAUGCCUCUUCUGGUGGUGACAGUGGUGCUGCUGCCCCUGCUGCUGUCAAGCGCCAAGCCGAUAGUGGUGCCGCUGCUGGUGGUGACUCUUCCAGCGCUGGUGGUGCUUCUGGUGACUCUUCUUCUGGUGGCGCUUCGGGCGCUUCUGGUUCUUCCGGAUCUUCUGGUGCUGCCGAAUCUGGUGCAGCUGGUGGUGCCGAUGCUUCUGGCGCUUCUGGUGCUUCCCCUAGUGGUGGUGCUGAUGCUUCUGGUGCUGAUGCCUCUGGUGCUAGUGGAUCUUCGCCUUCUGGUGCUGCCGGUGCUUCUGGCGCUGAAGCCUCUGGUGCUUCUGCUUCUGGCGCUUCCGGUUCUUCUGGUUCCAGCUCUGGUGCUUCAGGCUCUUCUGAUUCUGCUGGAUCUUCUGGUGCUGCCGGUUCUUCUGGUUCUUCCGGUUCAUCUGGCUCAUCUGAUGCUUCCGGUUCCAGUGGUAUGUCUGACUCGUCUUCCACUGGCUCUGGCGCCGAAUCAUCCUCUUCUGGUGGUGCUGAAUCCGCUGGUGUUAUGAACUACGCCAAGCCUGCUCUUGCUAUUGCUGCUCCUGUGGCUUUGGCUCUCACCGCUUUCUAAGUGCAGUAAUCAAAAUAUUACUGAAUCUCCCUGUCGCAAUGUAGAUUUUCUCCUUUUUUCCUUUUUCUGUAUUUGUUUAUUCAGUAGUUAAAAAA
This is a messenger RNA of Radiomyces spectabilis, 1685 nucleotides long. RefSeq lists its product as uncharacterized. NCBI's taxonomy places the organism in Eukaryota, Fungi, Mucoromycota, Mucoromycetes, Mucorales, Radiomycetaceae. Bases 391 to 1590 code for a protein of 399 amino acids. The transcript is spliced from 2 exons. The record is from RefSeq and is a predicted model, not a curated record.